CCGCGGGCUUAGAUCGUGCAAUACCCGAGCUUCUGUGAAUGGUGUGCAGGUGUGCGAACCGCAGAUCCCAUAGUGACUGUGCCAAAGUGGUGUCGCCGUUAUGCGGUAAUUGUCCCUACGGCUGUUCCAUUCUCAGCGAAGCGCCCGUGCGGUGCCGGAGACUGUUCAGCCAGAGGGUUCUCGAUCUGUGACUGCACACACCUGUCACCGUUCGGUCUGCGGGUUCUCGGUCUGCGACCGCCGACACCUGUGGCACGGCUCGCGGUAACGCCUCGUAGCGCUCACCAGGUGCGCUUCGGCCGCAGUCAAGUGCCGCUCCGCUAACAAGUGUCCGUCAGCUGACGGGCAAGUGUCCGUCGGGUGUCACCUGGCUGCUCCACGUAACAGCGGUGACGUGAGACAGCCGGCUGUCUGGAGGACCGCUGCUGGACUCGGCGCCUCCACUGCCGUGCCGGACAUCCACCGGACCUCGUGGCGCCGGCCCGCACCGCGUGGCCGGCCGGUCAGCUGAUCGGAGCGGCACCGUGGCAGACAGCCGGCCGCGAUCAAUAUUGCCGGCCGGCGGCGACACGCGGCACGCCUUAUCGUGGCCGGCGCGCGCAGGCCGGCCGCCGCUCGGCGCGCUCUGCUCGUGUCUGUCGCGCCGUCACAGCGAUGGCGAGGAGGAGGACGCCGCUGCCGCCGCCGGACCCCACAUGAGGCCCGCACUGAACGGAGCACCGCCGGCCGUGGAGCCGGCACGCCCCAAUGGCCGCGGAGGAGGAGAGCAGGGAACGGCUGGCUCUGCGAACGGAGUGCUGCCGGGAACAGUGGGAGCGACUGCGAGAUGUGCACCAUCUUCAGAAGCUGCCGCCGCCCUGCCCCCACCGACCACGUGUGAUUCGUGCAGGACGCCUGUGAGUGUGCCAACAUGCGUCGCGGCCGGCUCGGCCGGCAGCCUGGAGCGCUCGCCGCGGCUGGAGAGACAUCACGUGAGACUAACCUCGCUGGAACCGGUGAGCCCCGCCCUAGCGCGAUGGCCCGACGGAACCCCAGUGAGAGCCGAGCGCAGCCCGCCCUCCAGACGCAUCUCGCUGGCGACCAGACGCGAACUCUUUCCACCACCGGCAGAGGAGGCUGUUCUGACCGCCGCGCCGCCGGUCCCCCCUCGCAGGACAGUGUCGCUCGCCGUGGCGCCGCUCUAUGGUGCCCCCCGCUGGCCGCAGAGACCGCGGGCGUACGCGGCACGGGCCGCCGAGCCGGUCAGGACCGACCCCCUGCGGAAACUCUCGGCCCAGUACGAUGACCAUAUUCAUCAGAUGAGAGAUGAACAGGAACGCGUGCAGAAGAAGACGUUUUUGAACUGGAUCAACUCGUACCUGAGAAAGCAUCAGCCGCCGAUGCAGAUGCACAGUUUGAUAGAGGACCUGAAGGACGGCUCGCGGCUGCUGGCGCUACUACAGGUGCUCUCCGGACAGAAACUGCCCGUGGAGCGCGGAAGGAUACUGAAGCGGGCCCACUUCCUGAGUAACGCCAACACGGCGCUCCAGUUUCUGCACAGUAAAAACAUAAAGCUAGUCAAUAUCAAUCCGUCGGACAUCGUGGAUGGCCGGCCGGCCGUGGUGCUCGGACUCAUCUGGACCGUGAUACUCUAUUUCCAGAUUGAGGAGAACACCCGCGUGCUGGAGCAGCUGGCUCGUCGCAGCAGCGUCACCGGUCAGGAGGCGCGCUCUGCGACAGCCACGCCGACCGGGACGGCGCCAUCGGCCGGCGCCCAGGCCAGUCCGGCGGCCCGCGGCGGCGCGCGGCGCACUCUGCUCAACUGGGCGCGCACCGCCACCAGAUCGUAUGGUAUCGACAUAAACGACUUCGGCAGCUCGUGGCGGGACGGAAAGGCGUUUGUGGCCAUCGUCCACUGUAUUAACCCCACCUGUAUCGAUGUGAACGCCACCGAACGGAUGGCCACUCAGGAACGACUCGACAAAGUGUUCAAGGUAGCUGAGGAGGAUCUGGGCAUUGCGCGCCUGCUCGAUGCCGAGGACGUGAACGUGCGGGACCCGGACGAGAAGUCCAUCAUGACCUACGUGGCGCAGUUCCUGCACAAGUACCCCGACCCCAAGGCCGUGGCGCAGCCGGCGACCGGCGCGGCGCGCUCCCCGGGCCAGGAGGUGAACGAGAUAGCCGACUGGGUGGCCAUGACGCGACAGGCGCUCUCAGCGCUCCGGCCGCCCCAGCAGGAUGACUUUAUGAGCUUUAAAUCGGUGAAGAAUGACGCGUCGGAGCGCUACCUGCGCUAUGAGAAGCUGAAGACGCUCGGGCUGCAGGUGCCCGGACAUGUGUGGACGCGAGUGGAUGAAGAGUGGAACUCCCUGGAGAGACUGCUGAGUGAGUGGCAGAGCCACCUGGACUCUCGGCUGCCCGAGCCUCUGCUCUCGGUCGUGCAAUGGAUCACCGGAGCGGAGACGUUCCUGGAGGCGGGCGACGACGCGCCCACAGAGGCCGAUGAGCGCACCGCCAAACUGCUCACCGCCAGCCUCGAGGAGCACAUGUCAUUUUUCGGCGAGCUGCCGCGGGUGGAGGCGGAGCUGCGGCGCGGUGCGCAGCUGCCGGCAGCCGCCCAGCUGCCGCCGCAGCAGCUGGCGCACAUCGACAAACGACUGAAGGCGGUGCGCGGCCAGGCCCACCGGCGAUGGGUGCGACUCAAGUACCUCGAGCACAGGUGUUGCAUCAUCGCGUUCCUGAUCCUGAUGGAGGGCCGGGUGCGCGCCUGGACGGUGAAGCUGGGCCACCAGCCGCGCGUCGAGCAGAUGCUACACGAAUACCAGACGUUCGUAUCGGACCGCAACGUGUUCCAUGAGUUCGAGCAGGCCUUCAUCGAGAUGAAACAGGUGGCAGACGCGUUCGUCAAGGAGGGCGGCGUCGGUCCCCAAGAGAAGGAGGUGGUGGUACAUUUUAUCAACGAGGUCGGCGAGCGGUGGCGCUCCGUCUCUGUGGAGCUGCAGUGCCUCCGCUCCAUGCUCGAGGAGGUGCUGUCCUGUUGGAAGAAGUUCUCGCAGGGCAGUGAGGCUCUCAGCUCGUGGAUGGACACAGCCGAGACAAUGGUGACACAGAGUGAGGAACAGAAGCUCGAGUUUUUCCAGGACCUUCCAUCUUGGUCGGAGCGGUACCAGCAGACAGAGGACUCUGGCCAGUUCCUGACAGCCGCCUGCCAGGACGACGUGGCCGCGGAGGUGCAGAACGCCCUACAGCAGCUGCAGACACGCUGGCAGCAGCUCUUCAAGCACGUGAAGCGCUACAUGCAGAGCGGCCAGAUCCGCCAGCGCCUGGCCGAGUUCAGCGAGGCCACCGCCCGGCCGCGGCGCUGGGCGGAGACGGCCGAGGCGCUGCUGACGGCGCCGCUGGACUGUCGACAGCCGCAGCUGGCGCACAGGAGGCAGGAGGCGCAGGAGCUGCUGGCGGAGCUGCCCGACGUUGAAGCCGACCUGAAGACGGCCGGCAAGCUGAUUCAGCUACUCGGCGAGGACGUGUCUCCGGAGAAACAACAGGAGAUGACACAGACACUGAGAGAACUCAGGGAGUCGGUGUCGGACGGCCAGGCGGGCUGCCAGCAGCAGGCGGACGUGUGCGCCCAGUCGGCCGACCGGCUGGCGGCGGCCGGCCGCGGACAGGCAGAGGUCUCCGCCUGGCUGGACGAGCUGUCCAAGCUGCUGGACGGACCGGCGCCGGCCACCGAGGCGGGCCAGGUGGCCCAGCGGGCCGACCAGCUGCAGACGGUGCUCUCCCGGCAGCUGUACUGCCGCUCCCUGCUGGACUCCACCACCAAGAUCGUGUCGGGUCUGCUGGAGGCGGCCCGUGCCGUGCCCGCCCUGGACACCACUCAGUUGGAGAGGGAACAGGCGGCCGUCAGUGGCCGCUUCGCCGAGCUCACGGCCGGCGCAGAGCGGCUACAGCAGGAGCUGAGCAGCUCCUCUGACGCGUGGCGCCGGUUCGAGGCUGCCGAGCGGGGCGUCACUGAGUGGCUGGAGGUGGCCGAGCAGCUGCUGACGGAGCGCGCCGACACGGAGGCCGCCGUCGAACAGCACAAGCGAGUAUUCUACGAGGCGCCCACGGAGCGUCUGACCGAGCUGAGCGAGUGCGGCCGCGAGCUGUUUGAGUCGCUGCCGCCGGAGGCCCGAGAGCCGGUGAAGGCCACCGUGGCCCGACUGCACGACCGAUGGCAGCGGACGGUGGAGCGCGGCCCGGCGCACCUGGCCCGUCUGGAGGUGCUGGCCACGCUCAGUCAGCUGAGCCAGCAGCUGACGGAGCUGGAGCGGCACCUGGCGGACGAGGACCACGCCAUCCACCGCGGCGGGGAGCUGGCGCAGCUGGCCGAGCGGCACCGCAGCACCGUCCAGCCGCUGGCAGACCGGAUCGGAGAGAAACUGGCCGACGCCAGAGAGACAUGUCAGCAGCUGGGCUCCCAGGACCGGGAGGUGGUCACCCAGCUCCGCUCACUAGAGGACCGGUGGCGUCACCUCCAGCGCCGAUCCGACUCCGUCAGCAGUCAGCUGGAGCAGAUGUCGGCACGAUGGAGCGAGUACGAACAGAGGCGCCAGCAGACGGCCGACUGGCUGUCGGCGGUGGAGCAGAGUCUGCAGACGGACAUUGACACGGUGGAUUCGCCGCAGCAGCUGCAGAACACCAGGGACCAGUUCCAGGCUGUGUUCGGUGAGCUGGCGCAGCGCAAGCAGACGAUGCGCUGGCUGGUGUCCACUCUGGACGCGCUGGUCACCUCCGUGCCCGGCCCCGAGGCCGAGACCCAGCGACAGCAGCUCUCAGAACUGGUGAUGCGAUACAAGGAGCUGGUGCCGAGGCUGGAGACGACGGCCGUACGUCUGGACGGACUGGCCAAGUGUCACUCCUACAGAGUCGAGAUUGAUGAGAUCGUUCGCGUGCUGUACGAGGCGCGUGCCGAGUCGGCCGCGGUGCCCACCGUCUGGGAGAGCGCCGACCAGCUAGCCGACAGCAGGCAGCAGCAGCAGCGCGCCGUGCAGCGGCUCGAGGAGCAGCGGCCGCGCGUGCUGGCGGCCGUGCAGCGCGGCCGGGACCUGAGCCGGGACCUGAGCCAGGCGCCGGCACUGCUGCCCGAGGCACUGGAGCAACUGGAGCUCGUCUGGGCAGAGAGCAACGCCGAGGUCAUACAGAGACUGGACAGCGCUACAGAGACGGAGCGGCUGUGGACGGAGCUGGCUGACCGGCGGGCCGACCUGCAGUGCGCGCUGGCGACACACCGGUCGGCGCUGGACGCCGCCGCCGACACCGCCGAGCCGGGCCCGGCGCUGGCCGAGCUGGCCGCGCACGUACAGACCCAGCAGCCGGAGCGGGCGCGCCAGAUGCAGCAGCGGCUGCAGCAGAUCGCCCAGCAGCUCGGCGGCCGGCUGGCGCCCGAAGCCGCCCAGCAGCUCAAAGAGCAGGUGGAGGAAAGUGACGCCGACGUGGCCGCCGUCUCGGAGCAGCUGCAACAGAAGAUGGACAACCUCACCAGUGCCGCGCAGACCUGGGCGCAGGUCAGCGACCGUGUGGAGGCGGUGCGUCUGGGUCUCCAGUCAGCCCAGCGCAGUCAGCAGCGGCUCAGCACCCUGGACAUGCCGCCCGAGACGCGCCGUCAGCAGCUGCAGCAGCUGACCCAGCAGCUGCAGCAGCACGCCGAGGAGCGACAGCAGCUGAACGAACUUAUGGACACGCUGCAGUCAGAGGGUUACGACGGCGGCCAGUUCCGCAGUGAGCUGGCUAUCCUGGGAGACACGCUGCAGCAUAUGAGCGAGGCGGCCGCCCAACAGCGCGCCGUGCUCGAGGACGAGUACAAACACUGGCAUGCCUAUCAGGAACAGGUGGGCGAGCUGGUGCCGUGGCUCGACUGGGCGGAGGAGAAGGUGGCCGCCGACCUGCCGCGGCCCGCUCAACUGGAGGAGGCCGCCGAGAUACUGCAGCAGUGCCAGCACUUUGAGGACCAGUGUGUCGACAAGGAGCCGGCCGUCAAGGUGAUAGUGGACGAGAGUGCCCAGAUGGUUCAGGUGUUUAACGUCUCGGACCAGGCCGACUCGCUGGUCACUCGCUGGACUAAGGUCCGAGAGACAUCGGUCGCCUGGGUGCAGCAGAUGCAGGGCCUAGUGACCGCCCUGCGGGACGUCCACACGGAGCUGUCCUCUGUACGUCAGUGGCUGGACGAGGUGGGCGCCGCUGUACCAGCCGAGGGAGACGUGCCUGACGCCAGCCAGGAGCUGGACACACUGCAGCCGGCGGUGAGUGAGCUGCCCGGCCGGCAGUCGGCCGUGCUCGGCCUCCAGCAGCGCUGUGACCAGCUGGCCGACCUGCUGAACCCGGAGGGCGCCGCCGCGCUCCGGUCUCACGUGGCUGCCCUGCGCUCCGAGGUCUCCCAGCUGAACCAGACACUGAGGCAGCGGCAGGCCAAGACGGCAGAUGCUGCUAGUCAGAGGGAGGAGACGUACCGUCGUCUGACGGCGCUCACCGGCUGGCUGGACGGCCUGAAGACCCAGCUGGCAGAGUUUGACCGGGUCCAGAUCGACUCGCUCUGGGAGUGUCUCACCUCGCUGGCCGCCAUGCAGCAGGAGCUCACCUCGAAAUUACCGAACUGCGAGUCCGUUCGGGAGGACGCCACCAGCCUCUACAACGAGCGGCCGUCCAAGGAGAACGCCCAGCUGCGCGACCACUCUGAGCAGCUGUGCGCAGCGGCGCGCCAGACGCAGACGGCCGUCACCGACCGACACCAGGCCGUCGGACUGUGGGCCGACCUGGCCUCGCACAGUAAGCGUCUGGGCGAUCAGUUAUCGGUGAUGUCGGACCGACUCCAGUCCGACUCCCUGACCGCCGAGAAGGUGCCGCAGCUCAAACAGGAUCUGGUGACGCUGCAGAGCGAGCAGGCGGCGCUGGAGGCGGAGGCCGCGGCGCUGGCGCCGGCCGCCGAGCGGGCCGGUCUGACCGUGCUGCGCGGCGAGCUGGAGCAGCCGCCGGCUGAGCUGAGCGAUCACACGCUGCGCCACCUGCAGCAGCUGCUGGACCAGCUGGACGAGCACGACGGACGGCUGGCCGAGCGGCAACAGGUGUGGGAAAAGUUUUGCGGCGACCGGGACGGCCUGGUCACCUGGCUGGAGGCCACUCGCAGUCGGGUGUCGGCCGAGCAGGCCGGCUGCGCCCGGCUGGCUGAGCUGCCCGAGCUGCUGUCCCAACUCGACUGUGCUCAGAGAGAGGCCGACUCCAGGACUGAGGCCUUUCAGGCGCUGCACCAGGAGAGUCAGGCAGUGCUGGAGUCGGACCCGGCCCGCUUCUCCGAGGUACACGAAGAGGUGGUGAACCUGGACCGCGCCUGGAACAACCUGCGGCAGACGCUGACCGAGACGGCAGCACGACACCAGUCGCUCUGGGACGCGUGGAAGGCCGUACAGGAGGCUCUGCAGGCUGCGAAUGCUGCCAUCGACGGCGCAGAGGCGUUCCAGCAGGGUCUGGGCACCGCGCCGAGCGCCGCUUCGGAUCUGGAACAGAGUCUGAGCGACGGACGGCGUGCGGCUGAGAAGCUGGCGCUGCGGGCUCAACUGGAGCGCACGCUGCCCGACCUGGAGUCUGCCCAGGUGCUCUGGGCGCAGGCGGCUCGCGCACAGGAUGAGGGGCUGCGCUGGGCAGCGGCGGCACAACAGACACUGCGCUCGGCCGCCGACGGCGCGGCCGGCCUGCGAGAGACUGCCGCGCGUCUGGAGCAGUGCCGACACGAGCUGACCGCGCACCAAACGGCCGCACGGGCUGCUGCUGACAAGGUGGAUGAGGUGACGCGCCUGCUGUCCGCCUCUGAGGUGCCGGCGCUCGAGUCGGGUCGCCGGCGGCUCGCCGAACAGCUGGCUGCUGUGGAGACGGCUUUGCGCGGCACUCAGACCACUCUGGACGGACUGGUGUCGCGGGAGGCCACACUGCGCGGCGCGCUAGGCCGCUGCGCCGAGUCGGCCAUCGAGCUGCGCCAGAGAGUGGCCACGCUGGACGAGCCGGCUGGAACGCCUGAGCAGGUGGUGGCCCGCCUGCAGACGGCUGACGAGUGCGCCGAGACGGCGGCCGAGCUGGAGACUGCCCUGGCGGCUGUACAAACCGAUAUCGACGCGAUGAAGGAGGAAGGACUACCCACCAGCACAUAUCAGAAGGAGCAUUCGCUGCUCGCAGCGAAAUUGAAGAACAUCAAGACACAACUGAAGCGGGUCACCGCGCUGCUCGGUGGCUCUCUGGAGAAGAAGUUCACCCUGCUGCUCAAGGACUCCAAGAAGGACCUGUCUGCUCUCUCGGACAAACUGACCUGGUUGGAGUCGGCACCGGCCGAAGACCGGGCGGCCGUGGAAACUCGGCGGGACGUUCUGGCUGAGGUCAGCCAGGGUUUGGAGGCGGCCCGCGCUGCCCAGAGCCGUCUCGCCGAGACGGCCGACCAGUACCUGGCGGCGCUGCCGGAGCAGCGGCGGCCGGCCGUCACUGCCGCCCUCCAGCAGCAUGGUGCAGAUGUGGACGAAGUCGCCGGCCGGGCGGCCGAUGCGCAGACACGCACCGACGCCCUGCUGGCUAAGUGGACCGAGUUCGAGGCGGCGGCGGCUGAAGUCAGCCAGCCUCUGACGGAGAUUGAGGCGUCUGAGCUGCCAGCCGGACAUCUGACCUCGCCAGACGAGAUCGCGCCGCACCGCGCCACCGCUGAGCAGAGCGUAACGCGCCUCCAGGGCCUGGCCGAGCCGCUGCGGCGCGCCGCCGCACUGGCUGCAGAACUAGCCGAGCUGAGCGCUGACUGUGCGGCCCCGCAGCAGGCGCGGCAGCUGGAGGCGCGGCUGGAGGCCCAGCAGCGGCUGGCAGCCGCCCAGCAGCGCCGGCUGGCAGCUGCGGCAGAGGCGGCCGAGCAGUACCGACAGGCCGAGCGGGCCAUGACCAGCUGGCUGAAGGAGUCCCGGCAGGAACUGACCAAACACGAGGCGGUACUGGCGGCCAGCCGACCCACCCUUGGCCAGCAGCAGCGUAUGAAGGAGAUGCGCGAGUCACUUGGCCGCUGUCACGACGGCCAGCAGUACCUCACCGCGGCCACCACGCCUGCAGAGCAGCUUCUGGCCGAGCUGGCUCCCUCCGCCCGGGAGACGGUUCGCGCCGAAUUGCGCGCUCUGAGAGACAGCUGGGAGAAACUGAUGGACGACGCCAACCAAGCUCUGAAGAAGCUGGAAGCGCUGGUGCUGCAGCUGAGUUCGUUCGACGAUUGCUUCCGCCAAGUGGUGACGUGGUUGGACGGCGCCGAGGCGCAGCUGGAAGAGGAGCUGGAGCCGCGCGCCACGCUCCCUGAGAAGACGGCAGUGCUGCGGGACGAGCUGGCUCGCCGUCAGGAGGUGCAGCUUCGUCAGCACAUGGUGGCCCAGCUGCGUGAGCGCGCGGAGCUGGCGGCCGACGGCGCUCCGCCCGCCGAGCUGGCAGAGUGCCUGCGCCGCUACGAGGCGCUCGAACAGGCGGUCGGAGCGCGGGUGGAGCGCGCCCAGGCGGCCGUGGACCGUCACCAGGCGCUGGCGCGCGCGCAGCAGGCCGUCGGCGAGUGGCUGUCCGCCCAGCAGGGUCGGCUGGCCGCCGUGAUGGCGGAGAACGAGCCGGCGGCGGCGCUACUGCCGGCCGUGGAGCGGCUGGAGGCGGCCGCCCAGGAGGGUCUCGGUCUGCUGAAGGCCUGCGAGGCGGCGCUGGACGCGGUCCGUCCCGACACUGCGCCGGAGGGCGGCGCGGCGCUGGACGCCGAGAUGGGCCGGCUGCAGGCCGACCACCACCGCUACAUCUCGGACGUGUCCGACCUGCGCUUCCGGCUGCAGGCGGCGCAGCAGCAGCAGCAGGCGCAGCAGGAGUGCAGCCGACAGCUGGGCGACUGGCUGCUGAAACAGGAGCAGGCCGUGGCAGAGCCGGCGCUGCUCGACACGCAGCCAGAGAAGGUGGCAGAGGCGGAUCGUCUGGAGGCGCUCUGCGCCGAGGUGUCUGAGCGGCAGUCGCAGCUGGCGCAGCAGCUGGGCGGCGGCGGCGGCGGCCUGCUGCAGCCGCUGCAGGCGCGCUGUCAGCAGCUGCUCUCCCAGCUGCAGGAGCAGGCGGCGCGCACACGGCAGAUGGCCGGUGAACACGGGGAGUACGAGUCGCGCCACGCCGCGCUGCUCGAGUGGAUCGAGGAGGCGCAGCGGCAGCUGACAGAAAACAGCGCGGUGGUGGGCCAGCUGUCUGUUCUCCGCGAGCGGCGCCGUCUGCUCGAGGAGCUCUCGGACGAGUGGUGCCGGCGCAGCGGCGAGCUCGACUCGCUGCUCACUCUGGGAGAGCGGCUGUACGCGCACACUGGACCGCUGGGACGGGAGACCGUCCGCGCCCACAACAUGUCGGUGCGCGCCGGCUGGGAGCGUCUCUCUGAUGCGCUGCAGGCCGGCUGCCAGCGGCUGGACAGCUGUCUGCAGCAGUUUGCCGAGUUCAGCGAGCAGCAGGAGCAGCUGACGCGCUGGCUGCACGACGUCGAACAGGCGAUGGCCGCGCACGCCCAGUUGCGGGCCACGCUGCAGGAGAAACAGGCACAGCUGCAGAGUCACGAGCUGACGGACCAGGAGAUCGGCGCCCACCACUCACUGGUCACCGACGUCUGUUCGCGGGCCGGGGAGCUGAUCGCUCAGACCCAGGACAACUCACUGCAAACUUUUGUCACCUCAAUCCAGGCUCUGUUCGACACCAUACGUACCAAGUCCAAGGAGAUUCUGGAGCACCUCUCCGAGUGUGUCCGUCGCCACGAGGAGCUGCAGACGGCCAGCCGGCAGCAGGCCAGCUGGCUGGCCAGUCAGCGCGAGCAGCUGGCAGCUGCCGACUCGGUCAGCGGAGAGCCGACGGCUGUCCAGCAGAGGCGAGACGCUCUGCAGAAGGUGCAGUCGCGCCUGCCGCAGGGCCGCCGGCAGAUGAAGAAAAUUCACGACGCCUGCGUUCACACCGUACUGGGCACCUCGGAGCAGGGCGGCGCGGCGCUCCAGGCGGCCGUCACCGCGCUGGAUGACGACUGGAAGGCCUUCGAGCAGCAGUGCGCGGCGGCCGACACGCGACUCCAGGAGGCGGCUGAUCAGUGGGCAGAGUAUGAACGGCGGCACCGAGAGCUCACCGCCUGGUGUGCCGAGCACGAGCAGCUCUUCUCCCAGCUGCAGCUCAAGGCCACACUGGACGAAAAGCUGGAGGUGCUGCAGCGACUGCAGGCGGCCCGGCAGGCCAUCGUCGGUCGAGAGGCCGACGUUGACCAACUUAUCGACUGUGGAAACGACCUGGCCCAGCUGUCAGGACUGGAGAGAAUCAACACUCAGGUGAAGCAGGUGUCGACGCGCUACCAGGAGCUGCACAUGGCAUCCCAGAGCCUGCUGACCAAGUGGCAGAACAUGAUGGACGACCACCGCGCCUACGACGAGAAGCUGGCAGAGACGGAGGCCUGGCUGCGGGACACGCCGGCCACCGAACAGGCCGACCGCGGCCAGCACCUAGUCAGCAGCCUGUGCUCGCUCGGGGAGCGGCUGUUCUCUGGCAGCUCGGCGGCCGGCAGGGAUCUGGUCAGACAGCAGAUGCGGGCAGCCAAGGAGGGCUGGGAGGCGCGGCAGGCGGCCAACCGGGCCGCCCAACAGGAGGCGGCCGCUCGCUCCCGGGCCGAGGAGGCCUGCACAGAGGCUAUCAGUCAGGUGUGCUCCUGGCUGGACGGCACAGAGCGAACCCUGGCCGCCGAACCCACCAGCUGGCUCGCAGCGGCCGAGCUCAAGGCCAAACUGCAGAAAAUCAAGACGGCCCAGUCGGACGAGCCGCACUACCGGCGCCUGCUGGACGGCGUGGAGCCCCGCUGCGGCCUGCUGCCGGAACCAGCCCGCGCCGCGCUCCAGUCGGCCACGGCCCGACUCCAGGCCGCCUCCGCCGACAGCCGGAGACAGCGCGAGCGGCUGGAGACACUGCUGGACCAGCUGUCGGCGCACCAGGAGCUGGUGCGCGCCCACCAGGACUGGCACCGCACCACCGACGAACAAAUCAAGGCCGUCUCAGACCCGGCCGGCGGCCGCACGGCGCUGUCUCAGCGGGCGGCGCGGGCCGCCGAGCUGUGCCGCCAGCUGACGGACGGCGCCCCCUCCCUGUCGGCGCUGACGGCCCAGGCGGCGCGUCUGUCUCCCCUGCUGCCGGAGAAGUGGCAGGCGGCUCUGCAGAGGGAGCUGCAGCAGCACCAGAGCGGCGCCGACCAGCUGCUGCUCGCCGUACAGGAGGCUCAGCACGCCCUGCAGUCGCGGCUGGGCCAGUGGUCGGCCUGCGAGGCGGCGCUCGAGUCGGUGGUCGGCUGGUUGAACGAGGCAGAGGCCACACUCAAGAACCACUACACGCACAAGAACACCCUGGAGGAGAAGGAGGAGCAGCUGCGCCGGUUCCGCGAGCUCAGUGCCGGCCUGCACCAGCAGGAGGCGCGGCUGGACAAGCUGGCAGCGGACGUGCAGGAGCUGAGCCGCAGCAGCGGCGACAACCGGAUGACGUUCAUCGUACAGCAGGCCGUGUCGCGGGCCAACAACGUCCAGGUCAUGACCAAGGACCUCCUGUCUCGGUACGAGGAGGGAGUAAGCCAGCACAGGGACUACGUGCAGCAGUACAACGCCUUUCUGGCCGAGUUCUCCGGCUACCAGGAGCAGUUUGCCGCCGUGCAGACGGCUCCCGUGCGCCGCUCCACCCUGAAGCAGUCGCUGCAGACUGUACAGCAGCUGCUGGCCGGACAGCCGGCCGUCAGCCGGCAGCUGGCAGCUGUCAGUCAGCUGGGCGAGCGGCUGUACGCAGCCACGGCGCCCGACGGCCGUCAGCUGCUGCAGGGGCAGCUGCAGCAGCUGCAGGCCGCGCACGACACGCUGUACGACCAGCUGGCGGCCACCGAGAAACAGCUGAUGCUCAGCGACAGCAAGUUCUCGGGUUACGACGAGUCGGCGGCCGAGCUGCGGCGCUGGGUGGACGAGGCGCGCGCCCGAGUCAGCCAGGAGCUCGAACUGAAGGCCACCCUGGACGACAAGUGUGACCAGCUGCAAUCGUACCGGCUGCUAUUGCACGACCUCGUGUCCCACCAGCAGGCGAUCGCCGACUGUCGUGAGAAGGCCAGCGCUCUGCCGGACCGUACUGAUGAGGUGACCCGCCUGCUGGACGGCCUGGCGCAGCAGCACCAGGAGAUGCUGGAGACCGUCCAGGAGCGCGUGGAGCGGUACGAGGCGAUCGUGGCUGACCACCAGCAGUACACCAAGGCCGUGCUGGACGCCCAGGAGUUCCUCGAGUCCACACACUCGGCUAUAGAGAUGUGGGGCCGUGCGCACGGAGAACUCGUUACCAUCCGCGCCAACCUCGACAAACUGAAGCAACUGAAGGCCGGUCUGCUGGAGGAGGCGGGCCGCGUCACCCUGGUACAGACCCUCGGUGAGAAGGUGAUCCCCAACACGAGCGCCCAGGGCCAGCAGAACGUACGGGCGCAGCUGGAGAGCACCGAACAGGAGUGGCAGGCGCUCAGCUCGUCGGCAGAGGCGGCCAUUAACGGUCUGCAGCGGGUGCUGGACCAGUGGAGUCGGUUUGAGCAGAUGAAGGACCAGUGGGCCGCCUGGCUCAAGGAGACGGACAUGAAGCUGCACGCCGUCAACCUCAAGGACACGCUGCAGCAGAAGAAGGACCAGCUCGAGGAGCUGCAGGCCAUUCAGGGUGAGGUGCGCGCCCGUGAGCUGGAGAUUGACGCGCUGACGGACCGAGCCGAGGAGCUGAGCUCGGCCUGCUCGGCCGGACGGCAGUCGCAGCACGGACAGAUCAUCGCCAAGUACCAGCAGGUGGCCCAAACCGUGCAGGAGCUGGUGGCGACGUGGCAGCAGUACGUGGCCAGUCACAGCGACUACAGCCGCCAACUCAGUGAGACCUCCGUCUGGCUCAAAGACGUCCAGUCCAAGCUGGCCUACUGCUCCGACCUGUCGGCCACAUCGCAGAAGGAGCUCGAGGCCAAACUGGCCACCGUCAAGGACCUGCUGCUGUACAAGGACGAGGGCUUCAAGCGUGUGCACGCAGCCGUCGACCUGGGUCACCAGGUGCUGCGUAACACGGAGCCGACCGGCCACCAGGCCAUCAGCGAGCAGCUGACGGCCCUCCAGGAGAGCUGGGGAUCCAUGGCCACCCAGAUGGCCGAGACCAAGAGUAACCUGGACGAGGCGAUCCACCGCUGGGCCGGAUUUCUGGAGGAGAUCCAGCGCCUGAAGCGUUCCUCGGACGCCACGGGCGCGGUGCUCCAGGAGGCAGCGCAGUUCCAGACCACUAUGGCAGAGAAACGCGCACAGCUGGACAGACUCAAGUCGCUGGAGGAGAGUCUGCGCUGUGAAAAGUACGAGGUAGACAGUCUGAAGAGCAAGGCGGCCGAGAUGUCGGCCUCCGGUAACCAGGCGCAGGCGGCCGCUCAGGCGCAGCAGAUCCUCAACCAGUACGACCAGACGGCCGACAGGAUACGGCUGUUGCGCCGUGAGCGGGAGGAGCAGUACAAGCACCACCGUAGCUGGAAGCAGGCGUUCGACGAGUUCCAGGCGUGGAUGUCGACAGUGCGGGAGAAGGUGCCGGCCGUUCGACAGCGCUCGUUCGGAGACCGAUCGGCCAUCGAGGGCGUCGUGGCUGCGCUGGAUGGUAUCCUGUGUAAGCAGUCGGCCGGCCAGCUGACCCUGGAACACCUGGUGCACACGGGUGACGUCAUGAUGGCCUCCACCUCCGAGCUCGGACAGAAGGAGAUCAGACAGGACGUGGCCAACGCGCAGAGCCAGUUCGAGGAGUUCUUCAACGACAUCCGUCAGCAGAAGCGUAACCUGGAGACGAUCGAGAGCCAGCUGAAGUCGUACAAGGAGGAGUACGAGCGUAUCUCGGACUGGCUCCAGGCCGCCGACGUCCAGGUCAAACAGCACAAGACCGUGUUCGUGGCCACGCGCGAAGAGAAACAACAGCUCGUCGAGAAAAUUCAGGACGUGUGUCGCAGUCUGGAGUCGGGUGGUGAAGACAUCAGUCGGCUGCAGUCCACGGCGUCUGGCCUGCUGGCCUCCCACCUGGAGGGCUACAUCAGCCAGCAGCUGCGACACCUGGCCUCCAGACACCAGGUGCAAGUGAACCUGGCGCGUGACGUGGAGCGGAAGCUGGUGGCGAUCGCCGACCAGCACUCGGAGUUUGAGGGCGCGCUGCGCCGCGCCGCUGACUGGAUGGAGGAGGCUCGAGAGGUGAUCCGCGGCCGCUCCGGCUCCGGCUCCGGCUCCGGCUCCGACGGCGAGCCCGACUCGGGACGGCAGGGCGUCGAACAGCACCUCAAGGCCAUUCAGGAGCUGAUUCGUAACCAGGACGAAGGUCAAACGCUGGUACACCAGGCCGCCAGCCUGGGCGAAAAGGUGCUCAGGAACACACACUCGUCUGGUCGGGAGGACGUCAAACAGGCCAUGAAGGACAUACAGAACGACUGGGACAGGUUCAUCAAGAAACUCACCAACGCCAAGGCCCAGCUGGAGACCAGUCUGCUGCAGUGGUCGGACGCCGGCUCCACCUACACGCGACUGCAGCGCUGGAUAUCGGACCGGGAGGCGCGGUUGCAGCAGGUGCUCGAACACAAACCCCGCCAGCGGCCGUCGGCCAAUAAGGAUCAGCUGGCCAGUCUGGGCGAGAAGAAGGCCGCACUGAGACGCACCAACAGCAUCAUGCAGGACAUCGUCUCGUUCCAGCCGAUGAUCGCGUCCGUGACAUCGAGCUCUGAGGGUGCGCGCGGCCGGCGCAGGCACGCCUCCGAGAUCAGCGACAAGUACGAGACGCUGAGCCGGCAGGCGCGCCAGGCCUACGAGCGACAGAAGCAGCUGGUCGAACAGCACGGCGCCUUCAUCGACGCCGCUGGGGAGUUCAUCACGUGGCUGCAGACGGCCCGGGAAAGACGUGCCAAGUGUGCGGAGCCCACCGGACACAGGGACGCCCUGGCCAGCCGCAUGACCGCGCUCAAGCUGCUAGAGGCGGAUGUCUCCGAGGGCCAGUCGCUGCUCGACUCGGCCCUGGAGCUCGCCAAGGCGGCGCUGCAGGUGGCUGAGGACGAGGACGACCGGGAGGUGAUCGAGGAGCAGGUGGCCAAACUGCAGGCGCAGAUGGACGAUUACAGGGAGUCGGUGGCCGCCACUCGGGAACUGCUCGAGUCGGGCGUGGUCAAAUGGACCAAGUACGAGGAGCGUCUCAAACAGUGCCAGGCGUGGAUCAGCGACAAGGAGUCGGAGGUGCAGACCUACGGCGGACUGCACGCCGGACUGCAGGAGAAACAGACCGCCGUCGAGGCGUUCCAGACUCUGCUGUCGGACAUGUACGAAUGGCAGUCGACGCUGGACGAGCUGAACGUGUCGGCCACGCUGCUGCUGGAUAACUGUGCCGACUCGCGCAUCGCCAACUCGGUCACCCAGCUCACCACCAAGUACAACGCUCUACAGUCACUGGCCAAAGACGUGUUCCGACGACUCGAGGUCGCCCAUCUGGAGCACAAGCAGCACUCGGCGCUCUGUCACGAGAUCGACGAAUGGAUGGAGAAGACGCGAGAGAAGCUGGCCGAGACGGCGCCGCUGACCAGUCGCCACUCUGAGCUGCUCACCAAACUGCACACGGUGCAGAGCCUGCGGGCCUCCGUCGAACAGGGACAGAAGAAACUCAGGUAUGCCAUGGAGCUGAAGGAGCGAGUCAUCAUGAACACGGCAGAGGGCGGGGGUACCCGGAUAGAACAGGACGCCGACACCCUGAGCGCAGAGUUCGACAAACUCAUCGCCGACAUCAUGGAACGAAAGAACGAGCUCACCGCCAAAAUCGGCGAGCUCGACGAGAUAUUCAAGGCCAACCAAACGCUGACUGAGGCCCUGGAUGACAUCGACGCCAAGAUCCAAGGCGACGGAGACCUGCUGUUCUCCGAACUCAACGAGAAGAAAACAGCGCUGGAAAAGUACCGAGCCCUUGCGACCGAAGUCCAGUCUCUGUCAAACCAAGUGAGCCAGCUGCGCACGACGGCCGACGCUGCUGAGGGCGAGAAGGCGCUGCCAGAGAUUGUACAGACGCUGGAGAGACACCGGCUCACCGCUGCCAAGGUGGACGACGCCAUCAAGGUGCUGGAGGAGCGGGCCGCUCAGCACGAGCGGUACGCGGCGGCUCACACUGCUGCCGCCGACUGGCUGAAGGCGGCCCGGCUGGGUCUGCAGCAGGCGUCGGACGCCACCGGCGCCUGGGACGAGCUCAACGCCCGGCUGGAGGCCAACAGGACACUCACAGACACACUGCCCAAAGGCAAGUCGCUGUUGGACGAUGUGGUCAGCCAGGGCGAGGCGCUGCAGGAGGUCUGUCCGGCCGGCGGUCACCAGUCCCUGGCCAGGGAGGCUGAGGCACUGCAGGUCGAGUACGACUCGUUGUGUAAGCUGGCGGCCUCCAGUGAGGCUGCUCUGUCCCGCUGUGUGGCCGCCUGGUCCGAGUUCACGGCACUGCACGACGACCUGCGCUCGUGGCUGGAGAAGGCCCGCGACCGGGAGCCGCCCGCCCAGACCGCCUCGGCCGCGCCGGCCGUCAACGGGGACGACGACCAGCACUUGCAGACCGUCAAGACGCUGUGGUCGGAGGUGUCGGAGCGUCGCCGCUCGGUGGACCGACUGGCCGACCGCUGUGAGACGCUGAUCGAGCUCAGCGGCCAGCCGGAGGUCCGUGAACAGGCCGUCCAGCUGCAGGCCGACCACGCCGCACUGCUCAGUCGGCUUCAGGCCACGCUGUCCCAGCUGGAGCGUCGCUGUCAGUCGGAGCGAGAGGUAACUGCAGCACGCGCCGAGCUGGCCACCUGGCUGGAGCGGAACCGCGGCACGGUGGCCGACUGCCGGCAGCUGCAGCUCACCGCGCCGCAGCUCACCGACAACCUGCACAUGCUCACCCUGGUGUCGACCCGUAUGACGGAGGGGCAGCACCUGCUGGGGGCGCUGCAGACUUCCUACACAGCGGCGGCCGAGAGCCGACCGGCCGAGGCCCAGCAGGAGCUGACAGAGGACCUGACUCGGCUCAGGGCAGAGUACGACCAGCUGGCCAUCGAACUGCAACAGGUGAGCUCGGAGGUAAAGUCGCGGCUGCAGCGCUGGGAGGAGACGGCGGACACGGUCUCCCAGUUGGACACCUGGCUGAAGGAGCUGACGACCCGGCUGGACGCGGCGCCGGAGCCCACCGCCGACCUCGCCCAUCUGAGGGCCACGCUGGAACGACUGACGGAUGCUCAGAAGCGCCUGGAGGCCCGCCGCCCGGACCUGGACUCUGCUCUGGAGGAGGCCACUCAGCUGUCGGCCGGCACCGAGCCCGUGGCGUCGGCGGACGGCGGUCCGGCGCUGCUAGCCAGGGCACAGGACGUGCGCGCCCGCUGGGAGGCCGCCGAGGGCCGCUGCCGCGAGCUGGUGGCCAAACUGCAGACGGAGGUGGAGGAGUUCAACGAGUACAACAGUAGCCUGCACGAGGCGCAGAAGUGGCUGCUACAGAUCUCCUAUCAGCUGAUGGGUCAGAACGCCCAGUACAUCUCCAACCGGGAGCAGACGGCCGCCCAGAUCGAGCGACACAAGGAGGUGAUGUCCGAGUUCGAGUCGUUCUCGGACUCGCUCCGCGAUCUGGAGCGCCGCGGCCACAGUCAGGUGGAACGGUACGAGGAGGUGUCCCCGGCCAUCCGCCAGGAGGUGGACAAACAGCUGGACAAUAUCCGCAGCAGCUACAGCUCGCUGCACGCCACCGCCCAGCAGAUCAACACCCGCCUGCUGGAGUCGCUGAAGAAGUUUGAGCAGUACGAGGCGCUGCUGGAGAGCAUUGGGGAGAACCUGUCGGCUCGACAGCGGCAGCUGGAGCAGGAGGUGGCCGAGCCGAUCCCCGACCUGGAGACGGCCAAACAGCGGCUGGAGGCCACCAGGAGUCUGCAUAACGAGCUGCAGUCGGAGAAGUCUCGCCUGGACACGGCCGUGCAGAUCUGUGAGGCGGCCACGGCCUCCAUCAGCCGUCCUUCCUCGCCGCACGACCAGCCGCCCGACACGGUGCCAGAGCGGGAGCUGCAGGUGCGCUGUCAGCUGGAGCUGCUCAUUGACCAGGCCCAGUCUCGGCUGGCCGAGUUGCAGCGGACCGCGGACGGCCUCCAGCGGCUGGACGAGCGGGAGGACGAGGUGCGCCGCUGGGCCGAGCAGCAGGCGCGUCUGGUGGCCGAGCUGGGCCGGCAGCGGGCCCGUCUGCAGCCCGAGCCGGCCGCCGCCGAGCUGGAGCGGCUGCGCGAGCUGCAGCGCACCCUGCUCGAGCGCGAGGCGUCGCUGGACGAACUGGACUCUGGCCGGAUGGAACUGGCCGCUGAGGUACCGACUGAGUCGGCCCGACAGGAGCUGGCGCGCCUGGCCGAACAGGUGGCUGAGGUGCUGAACGCUCGCACCACUGCUCAGAGCUGUGUGGAGGAGUACACGACGGCUCUGCAGAACUUCCGUCAGUGGCACCGCCAGACGUCCGACUCGCUGCAGGCGGUGGACAGUCAGUCGUCGCCGGCGGACGGCCGUCUCCGCUCGCUGGCCGAGCUGCGCCGCGAGUGUGACGAUCAGCGGCAGCAGCUACAGCAGCUGGAGCAGCUGGCAGAGGCGGCCAGGGAGCGGCUCACUGAGCCCGAGGCGCAGCACGUCACCAGCCAGGUGCUGUCCACGCAGCGCAGUUACGAGGAGCUGUGCCGCCGGCUGGAGCAGCGGACCGAGUCUGUACGCUCCGCCGCCGAGCAGGCUGACCGGCUGCUGGACCAGCUCCGGCAGCUGGCAGAGUGGACCGCCAACGCGCAGCGCACCGCCGCCGGCCUGGCCACGCCCAUCGGCUACACGCCCGAGGUCGUCACGGACAGGAUCAACCAGAUUCAGUCGCUGGAGUCGGAGACCAAUUCGAAGCGGUCGAUGUUGCCGCAGUUCGCUAAGGCCAUCUCGAGCCUGGCGCCCAACAUCUCGGCGCAGGAGAGGGAGCAGCUGGCAACCAACCUGCAGCAGAUGGAGGGUGCCGUGAAGGAGCUGAGUGCCGCGCUGGAGACCCAGACGGCCGCGCUGCGCCGCGCCCGCGCCGACCGAGAGCGACUCCAGAAGGCGUGCUCGGAGCUGCGGCAGCAGCUGACAGACGCUACCGAGCAGCUGCAGCUGCCCGAACAGCUGCCGCUGCCGGCUGCCCAGGUGCAGCUGCUCAUCGACCAGAGAAACACGCUGCUCUCGCAGCUGGAGUCGGUGUCUGCCCGGCGGGUGCCCGAGCUGCGCCAGCAGGCGGCGCCGCUGCUGGCCGACUGCAGCCAGCAGGACGCCGGCCGGCUGCAGGAGCUGCUGCAGCGGCUGCAGGAGGACGCCGGCGCGCUGCAGGAGCGUGCUCAGGCCGGCCGCGACCAGCUGCUGCGAGUGCACGAGGCGCGCCGCCGGCUGGAGUCGGAGCUGGAGCAGUGCGGCGACUGGCUGCACACGGCCCGGGUGACGCUCAAACAGGAGCCGCUGGCCGGCACCAGCCUGCACACGCUGCACGAACAUGUGCAUAAGAUGGCGGCGCUGCAGGAGGACUUUGACAGCCGACAGCGGCAGCUGGCCGGCCUGCUGGAGCUGAGUGAGCAGCUGCUGCCCGAACUGCGGCCGCCCGACAAACUCACACUCACCGACCAACUGAGCACGCUGAAAACACAGUACACGGAGGUGGGCUCCCGUAUCGAGGAGCGUACCGAGGCGUUCCGCUCUGCCACCGCCCAGCAGGAGGCCAUCAACGGCAAGAUCGCCUCCAGCGUCACCUACCUGACCGAGAUCAAGAAGGAGAUCCGGGCGCUGAACCGGCCGCUCGGCUCCGGAGUGGAGGACGCCCAGGGUAUCCUGAGCAGCUACGAGGAGGUGCUGCAGAAGCUGCGGGAGUUCCGCUCCCAGCUGGAGUCGCUGCAGGACCAGACGGUGGGCAGCAUCUCCGACCUCAACGACCUCAUCCGACAGCAGGACGAGCUCGUCAGGGCCAUCGAAAACCAGGUGUCGAAGCUGCGGAACCUGGUGCUGUUGCGCCAGCAGUUCCUGCACCUGCUGACCGAGAUCACCACCUUCCUGACGAGUCACGCCGACGUGGUGGCCGACGUGGAGCGAACCGACCGGCCGGUCCCCGACAAAAUCAAACAGUACUCGGCAGUACUCGCCAAGGUUCAGGACAUCGAGGCGCUGCUGGCGGCCGCCCAGGACAAGGGGCAGCAAAUCUCCGAGGAGGGCACCGUCAGCGACCGCAACGCCAUCCUGAAGCAGCUGCAGAGCCUCAAACAGCAGGUGACGCUGCUCAAGAGGGCUGUGGAGAACAAGAGGAGGCAGUACGAGGAGACGGCGGAGAAGCACGCGGCGCUGACGGACCAGCUGGCCUCGCAGCUGGACUGGCUGCACGAGCGACAGACGGCCGUCCAGUCGCGGCCCGCCCUCACCAUGGACGACGCCGAGCUCCACCGGCACUGUGACGAGAGCCAGACGCUGUGUGACGAGGCGCGGCCGGCGCUGGAUCGGCUGCAGCAGCUGGUCACAGAAGCCGACGGCCUGGGUCCGGGCCGGGAGCUCCCUGCCGGCCUGCAGCAGCAGCUCAGCCAGGCGCGCGGUCUGCUGCAGACGCUGCCCAACGAGAUCACAGACAGACAGACUUACUUACAGGAGGCGCGGCGCCUGCUCGACCAGUACCGCUCCACCAAACAGGCGGUGUCAGAGUGGGCCCGUCACGUGGGAGAGAGCGUGGAGGCGGCAGAGGAGGAGGGAACAGACGCCGAGCAGAGCCAGGAGGCCGUCAACCGCUGCCAGACUCUGAUGUCGGAGGAGACAGCCCGUCGCGGCCAGGUCUCUGAGCUGCAGGACACGGUGGACCGACUGCUGCCGCUGCUGGCGCCCGGCCCGCGCUCCCAGCUGGACGCCAACCAGCGCCAGCUGGUCGUCUCCUACGAGGCGAUUGUGGCGCGCGCCGCCGAGCUGCUGGAGGGCGCCGCCCGCCAGCUGGAGGCGCGUCGGCGCGUCGACGCCCUGCUGGCUCAGGUGCGCGCGGCGCUGUCGGCCGCCGUCCACCAGCCGACGCCGCCGUCCAGCCAGGAGGCGCUCCGAGAGGCGGCCACCCAGGCGCGACAGGCACGCGCCGCCCUAGAUUCCAAGCUGCCGCUGCUCUCUGAGCUGCGCACCUUAGUCGACUCCCUGGACGGCUCCUCCGGCGGCGAGGGCGGCGCGUCCGAGGCCGACCUGGCGCAGGACGAGUGGCGCCAGGCGGCCGACCGGCUCGACUCGGCCGCCUCACACAUGGACGACAUGAUCCAGCUGUGGCACUACGUGGAGCGCGAGCUGCUCUCCCUGGAGUCGGCGGCAGACGCGGCCUCGGACAGUGUGGAGGCGCUGCGGCCGGCCGACUCGGCCUCGGACCGGCACGCGCUGGUCAAACAGGUCCAGACGUGUCGUACAGAGCUGGGUCAGCUGCGCCAGCGGCACGGGGAGCUGGCGCCGCGUGCCGCCGACCUCCUCACCUACCUGCAGGGCGCCCAGUCGCCGGCGCACGGUCCGCUGACCGAGCGGACCCACCAGCUGCAGAUCAACAUCGACGGUAUCGUGUCCCGCCUGGACGAGCGUCACCAGCAGCUGCAGGCCGAGGCCACGUUCGCUGAGGAGGCGGGUCGGCGCGCGGACGCGGCCGCCACUCGUCUGGAGCAGCACCGGGCGGCGCUGUCUGAGCUGGACCCGUACGGAGCCGACCAGGAGGACACUGCGCGGCGACUGCAGGGUCUGCGGGAGGCGUCAGAUUCGCUCGGCUCAGAGGUCACUGCCCUCUGUUCGGAGGUGUCGGAACGAUACGAACACGGCACGCCACGCGAUAUCGCCGCAAAGGUGUCCCGCGUGGAGCUGCUCUGGGACGGGUGUCGGCAGGCGCGCGCCGACCUGGACUCUGAGACGGAGCGGGCCGGCCGAGUGCUGACCGAGUACCGCGCCGGGCUCGGCUCGGUGUCGGAGUGGCUGGGCGACCUGGACGUGCGGCUGCGCUCGGGCGCGCUGGACCCCGAGGAGCUGCGCGCCGCCACCGAGGAGCUGCAGGCUGAGCUGGCGGUGACCGCCGUCACCAUGGCCGACGUCAGCCGGCUGGCAGGCGUCAUCACGGAGCGGGCGCGCUGUCAGCGGCAGCGGGCCGACGUGCAGCAGGCCGUCCAGCGGCGCCACCAGGAGCUGGACGCCGCCAGACAGCGGCUCGAGAAGAGACACGCCCAGGUGAUGGAGUCGUUAGACUCGUGGAGCCGCUUCAUCGAGCUGCAUGCCUCGGUCCGCGACUGGAUGAAGAAGCAGGCUCCGCUGGCCCAGCAGCCGCGCACGCUCAACACCCUGCCAGAGGCCAGGGAUGCGCUCAACGAGUACAAGGCCGCUGUGAAGGAAUGCAAGUGGGCGACGCGCAAACUGCACGAGAUGGCCACCGAGCUGUCGAGUAUCGGCGAGACGUCGAGUGUGGACGCCCUCACCGAGCGGAUGUCAUCGUGCGAGCACGAUAAGAUCGAGACCGAGACCCUGCUCAAGGAGAGGAUGUCACUGCUGAUGGAAAUGACUGAGGAGUGGGAACAGUGCGAGCGUAAGAUGAAGGACGUGCACGCGUGGUGCGCCACCUCGCGCGCCGCGCUGGAGUCGCAGCAGGCGCGCCGACGGCCGCUGCGCGACCAGCUCGCCUUCUGCGAGAAAAUGUCCAGCGACAACGGCAUCCAGCGCACGCGGCUCGCCAUGGCCGUCGACAAACUGGGGGUCCACUUCCGUUCGGGCUACUUCGACGGCGCCUCGGUGGUAGAGGAGCGGCGGGCGGAGCUCGAGACCGAGCUGCGCGCACUGCAGACCACCGUUGACCAGCACUGCCAGGCACUUGGCGUGUGUGUUGCCCAGUUGGAGCAGUACCAACAGGACGUCCAGACGCUGCGCGCGCGGAUUCUGGAGGUGGACCAGCAGCUGCGCACAGUCUCUCAGCCGGCGCACGUGGCAAAGGACCGGGACGCGGCGCUAGCCCAGCAGGAGGACUGUCGAGAGCGUAUCAAAAGCUUGCACGCCAAGAUCACCGCCAGGAAUGAGCGCAUUAAACUGUUGAUACAGCGCGGUAAACCUGAUCCCGAUCCACUGCCUGCCAAUCCUUGACUGUGAGAGAGCGCGCGCAGGCCGGCCGACCGGUGCCUUUUCGAGUGACUGCUGUGUGGAGAGCUUUGUUCAGUGCGGCGCGAGUCUGCCCUGCGCGGCAGACGACAGGCGAACGUUGUCGUUUGAUAGAGCCUGUGAGUGCAUGGUGGUUGUAAUGUCAUGAGCGGAGUGCCAGUCGAGGGAAGGGAAGGGAAGGGAGGGCUAGGAAGCCGGCGCUCGGUGGUGCUGUGCACGAACGUCGAUCGAUGCAUUGCAAGGUGCAAGUUGGCGGCAGGGCAAUUUAGCCCCUCGGCGUUGUAUAUCGCCCUCGGCCGGCUAGCUCCUAAUGGCGUUACCAUGGACGCGAUUCAAAACAGUCGGGGUUCCGUACCGGGUUGUGAGCGCUCUUUGUGUCGUGACCCCGUACGUGUGUGGGCGCGGGCGGAGCGGGGUCCGGCCCGUCCGCUCAGUUUGUGAUACACGUGUGUUCCGUGGGCAGGCCGGCCCUGUGUUGCCGCCCAGCUCGCCCUGAGGGUGCAUGUCUGAGCGCGUUCAGGUAGAAUAUACACAGAGUCUAC
This is a messenger RNA of Amphibalanus amphitrite, 24742 nucleotides long. Its product is annotated as nesprin-1-like. The record is from RefSeq and is a predicted model, not a curated record. The transcript has 121 exons. Gene Ontology annotation, molecular function: actin filament binding. NCBI's taxonomy places the organism in Eukaryota, Metazoa, Arthropoda, Thecostraca, Balanomorpha, Balanidae. Gene Ontology annotation, biological process: nuclear migration. The coding region runs from base 696 to 24185 and encodes 7829 amino acids. Gene Ontology annotation, cellular component: cytoplasm; meiotic nuclear membrane microtubule tethering complex; nuclear outer membrane.